Molecule: messenger RNA, 1816 nt
Organism: Meleagris gallopavo (turkey)
Lineage: Eukaryota; Metazoa; Chordata; Aves; Galliformes; Phasianidae
Source: RefSeq, a predicted model, not a curated record
UGACUGUGUCCCUCUCCUGUCCCCUAGCAGUGACCCACUGGUGAUGCCGGGUGCGACCCUGUGCGUGGAGCAGCAGCCGUGAGCAGCAGCCGUGCCCGCUGGCCGUGCUGCCCACCACCAGCACCAUGCCCAUCCUCAAGCAGCUCGUCUCCAACUCGGCGCACUCCAAGCGGCGCUCGCGGGCCGACCUGACGGCGGAGAUGAUCAGCGCACCGCUGGGGGACUUCCGGCACACCAUGCACGUGGGCCGGGCCGGGGAUGCGUUCGGGGACACCUCGUUCCUCACCAGCAAAGCCGGCGAGCCGGAGGUAGGUGAGGAAUCGGGGGCCUCCAAGCCGGGGCUGCUGUCCCGCCGCUUCCGCAGCAGCAAGCGCUCGCAGUCGGUGACGCGCGGUGACCGGCGGGACAUGCUGGGCUCGCUGCGCGACUCGGCGCUCUUCGUGAAGAAUGCCGUCUCCUUGCCGCAGCUCAAUGAGAAGGAGGUGGACAGGAGCGCGGGGCAGCUGCCCAAGAGCCUCUCCUCCAGUCCCGUCAAGAAGAUGCCGGAGGAGAUGAGCCCCGAAGAGCAGCAGCGUCUCAACGGAGCGGCCGCCGGGCCGCUGAGCCCCGGUCUGGACGAGCGCGACUUCGGGGACAUCACGGAGCUGCCCGUUGUGGUGGCCAAGAGCGGGGCUGGCAUGAAACACGCCGAGUCCAUCAUGUCCUUCCACAUCGACUUGGGGCCCUCCAUGCUCGGCGAUGUGCUGAGCAUCAUGGAUAAGGAGCAGUGGGAGCAGGAUGAAGACCUCGAGGCGGAGGAGAGCCGUGAGGAGGGGGAUGUUGCUGUACCCGGUUCUCCAGUGGCCGCGCAGAGCCAGAGUCCAUCCCGCAGCGCCGACGGCCCCAGGGACAGCAGUGCGGCAUCCGGCUGUGCCUCAGGGCCGGGGGAGCGCAGCCCCCUCCCAGUGGGGGCACAGAGCCAGCGGGGCCCUCCGAAGCGCCCUGACAAGGAGUUCUCCUUCGCCGAUGAAGAUGAUGAUGAGAUCAGGGUAUAGGGCGGGCGGUGAGCUGAGGGGACUGGUUCUCAUUUGUGAUUGCUUGGACACAGGGAUGGGUGACCCAGUGCUGGGGCUGGCAGCACCAGGAACGCUUUGCUCCUCUCCCUCCCGGAGUGCCGGUGCCAUCCCAUGGUGAUAGGAUAGUGCUGCCCUGGGAAAGCUCCAGCGCAUCCCUGGACAAGGAACAGACUCAAUCUUGGUUCUUUCUGUUGGACUUUGGAUGCUAGUGCUCUUUUUUUUCUUUUCUUUUUUUCCCCUGCCCACGUAAAGCAUUAUAGAAUCAAACAAGAUGAGGCUUUGACGUUUUAGUCCCUCUAGUAAUAUAUAUAUUUUUUUCCACCAUAAGGUUUUUACUGCUCUCUGAUUUGUACUUAACUUUCUUUACUCUUGCUUUUGUUUUUUUUUUAACGGAGGGGACAUUUCCCAUGAGGAAGGACUCGAACUCAGAGCCCUGGGACAGCUGGCAGCUCUGGGUUUCUUAGGGACUUUCUGCAGUCUGAGAGCCUCUGCCUUUGUGCUGCAGUGGGGACUUGCUCCUCACACUUCAGAUGGAUGCUCCAUCCCAGCAGUGACACACUCCAUAUGGCCCUGACACUAAUUGUGCUGAGGACACCAAUAGGACCGUGGGUCUGUGCCUGGGGAUGAAUGCCUGGGACCCCCCAGUCCAGCAUGCUGGUGGCUGCUGCUGUGGGGCUGUGCUGGUGCAGGCAGGUGGAAGAAAAAGGUUUUAUACCAUGUAUGUAAAAAUGUGAAGAAUAAAGGAAAUGCUAGUGACAGCA